AUGGUGCUUCCCAUGGAAAUCGGGGUAGCGAUCGUGGUGUUUCUGGUGGUGGUGGCCAUGGAAUCGGACGGUCGAGAGCUGCGGCCGUCGGAUCACGGACUCCUAUACCAGGGCUCGCCUCCGGCAAGCGCGAAGUCGCCGACGGAAGUGAAGUCUUUCUUCGUCGGGGGAGGAGGAGGAGGCGGAGGAGGGGGAGAAAAUUCGCCGACGGCAUUGCCGAAGGCGAUGAACUCGAGCGACUCGUCGUGGUGGAACGGCGUCGUCGCACGUGGCGGCGGCCAUAGAGAUCACGUGAAGGAUGUGCUGUUGCUGGCCAGUUUGGUUUGUGGGAUUACAGGUGUCGCUCUGUUUGUGGCGUCUGCCUUUGUGUAUCUGUUAAGGAACCGAAAGCAUAAAUCAUUACCACCAUCAGCGUCAUCAUGA
Messenger RNA from Prunus armeniaca (apricot), 423 nucleotides. Lineage: Eukaryota; Viridiplantae; Streptophyta; Magnoliopsida; Rosales; Rosaceae. The record is from the annotation of a GenBank genome assembly.